AUGAGACAUCGUAUUGCCAGGAAUGAUGCGGAGCAUGGUGCUGCAGAUGAAGAACCAGAAGGUGACAGUGGAAGUGGUGGUGAAGUUCCUCGAGAUGAACAACCGGAUGAUGAUGACGAAAGCAUUGAAGAAGAAAUUGUAACACCCAGGCAGAAGUACCAUUGCUAUUUGCAGUCUGCCAUGGAAAAGGUGAGCGAUGUGGAGGACUGGAAGUUGCAAGACGCGUGGCAAUGGACACUGCAUUGGACAUGGCUGAGGCGAUUGAAAACAGUUGAGCUGUUACCUCAUCGUCUAUGGAGCCUCCAAAACCUUUGGCGUUGGAUGACCAUCGAUGGGAUUUACUUGGACAAGGAUCCCUGCUGCCCUGCGCGACCUGGUGUGCGCGGCCAAUGGCUAACACCCUCCCGCAGCGCCGCAGCCGGCAAGCUCUUGGAUGCCAUUGCCCAAUUGGAAGGCCCCCAGGUUGGCGUGCGGUUACUCUGUCACAGUGCUACUUUCAGCCGACUGGUGCACAGCAUGCGGUGUGCGCCCCCUACGGCGCAGCAGGCUGCUUGGACUACAUUUGACAGCAAGGUGCACGAGUGCUUGGUCCAGCUCACUGGGCUCCCCCUUGGUCAGACAUCGCUCCAGCAAGCUGCGCGUGGGCUCUCUUGGGCUGGCUUGGGCUUGCGUUCCACUGCUCGACACGCUGCUGGUGCUUACCUGGGUGGGUGCUUGAUUGGAGGCUUGGACCCUCUCUUCAGCUCGCACCUUGUAGCCGACCUGGACGGGGCGCUCCAACUUUACAAUGGGGCCAGCGGCCGGGUCCUCACUAAGGAUGCAGCCCUCGCAUUGACGCAGAAACAAUUGUCGCACCAGUUCGACUCUGCUUCAUGGGACUCGCAGUUUAGCAUUGCAAGUGUGGCUGGCCGGGCAAUUUUGCUGUCGGAAACCGAGCCUGGCGCUCGCGCUUUCCUGAACGCUCUUCGCCGGCGCUUGGGUGUGCCAGACGCUGCCAGGGACACCUGGUGCCCACGCUGCAAUGGCAUUCUAGAUGCUCAUUCGCACCAUGCUGGUAUGUGCUUGGCGGGCGGCGGCCGCACUCGUCGUCACCAUGCUGCCCGGGGGCUGGUUGCUGCUUGGGCAACCUGUGCCGGACUGGCGCCUGAGCUCGAGAAGGCGGAACUGCUUCUCCCACAAUGGCCGGACGACGCAAGGCUUGCACUCCGGCGGCCCGCUGAUGGCGCCCCAACUGCGCUUGUCCUGGCCAUCACUGGCCGCUUGCGGUUGGAGUUGCUCGCGGAAACUGGACGGCAUGCCUUGGCAGCUGCAGGUGUCUACGGCCACCUCAAGAAGUCGCACUUGAACACGGGCCAACUGUGCACUGCACAAGGGGUACCAUUCCGGCCCAUGGUGGCGGAGUCAACAGGUGCUUGGGACUCUGAGGCUUCACAAAUCCUGCAGCUCAUCGCUCGCGGUGUCUCUGCCCGAGAAGGCUGGCACCCUGCCGCCACCCAAGCCACUCUUCUCGAAGAGCUUUCGGUCGCCAUCCGCACCUGCCAUGGGCAGUGCUCAGUCGCCGGGCUAUUUUGGCUGCUGCAACCAUGGAUGCCGCCGAAGCAGAGCUGGCCCUUGCCGCAGAUCAGUGAGAACUCCAUGACAUCCCUUUCUGAGCCAGAUCUAUGCUAG
Molecule: messenger RNA, 1668 nt
Organism: Cladocopium goreaui
Lineage: Eukaryota; Dinophyceae; Suessiales; Symbiodiniaceae
Source: the annotation of a GenBank genome assembly